Molecule: messenger RNA, 1797 nt
Organism: Marasmius oreades (fairy-ring Marasmius)
Lineage: Eukaryota; Fungi; Basidiomycota; Agaricomycetes; Agaricales; Marasmiaceae
Exons: 19
Coding region: 1-1797 (598 amino acids)
Molecular function (GO): oxidoreductase activity
Source: RefSeq, a predicted model, not a curated record
AUGUCUUUAUCAUUCAAAGGUCAUACCGUUGUCAUAACGGGUGGUGGUGGUGGGCUAGGCAAAGCUUACUCAUUGCUUUUCUCUGCACACGGAGCCAGUGUCGUUGUGAACGAUUUCAAUGGAGAGGCGGCCCAGAAAGUUGUUGAUGAAAUUGUCAAAGCGGGCGGAAAAGCAGUCGUAAAUACAUCAUCAGUCACAGAUGGAGAGGCGGUUAUAAAGACCGCAUUGGAUAAUUUUGGACAAGUGACGAUUCUUAUAAAUAAUGCAGGGUUCCUUCGGGACAAGGGAUUCAGGAACAUGGUGGAUAAAGAAUGGGACCAAAUCAUGGAAGUUCAUGUAAAAGGUGCUUUUGCCUGCACGAAAGCCGCAUGGCCGCAUUUCAGGAAGCAAAAGUUUGGUCGCAUCAUCAACACCGCAAGUGCAGCCGGGCUGUAUGGAAACUUUGGUCAAACCAACUACAGUGCAGCUAAGAUGGGUUUGGUCGGUUUCACCAAAACUCUUGCCAUAGAAGGCGCAAAGUACAACAUCAAGGCCAAUAUCAUCUGUCCCAUGGCUGCUUCGCAAAUGACUGCCACGAUCAUGCCACCUGAAAUGUUGGCUAAUCUCAAGCCCGAGUUCGUGGCUCCAUUUGUCGCAGUUCUGGCCAACCCGAAUACCCUUGAUAUUACGGGAAGGUUAUUUGAAGUCGGAGCAGGAUUCGCGGCGGAAGUCAGAUUGGAACGAAGUAAAGGCGCUAUCUUCAAAACCGAUUCCUCUUUUACCCCUUCUGCUGUCAAAGCCAAGUGGCACGAAAUUGUGGAUUUCACGGAUGCCGAACAUCCCCACUUGAUCACCGAUGUAGACAUGCAGUCCAAAUUACGAGCCGCACAAAACCAAUCGCCUAACCCUCAAAGCAGCUCUGACGUAAGGUUCGACGGUAAGACGGUCAUCGUUACCGGUGCUGGCAAUGGUCUUGGGCGGCAGUACUCGUUGAUGUACGGCAGGUUGGGCGCAAAUGUCGUGGUGAACGAUGUCAGUGAGAAAGGCGCCAACGCUGUGGUGCAAGAGAUUGUCAAGGCUGGAGGUAAAGCCGCUGCAGCGAUAUGUUCGGCAGAGGAUGGCGAAGCUAUCGUUAAGACUGCUCUCAACAAGUUUGGCGGCGUUCAUGUACUCGUAGCCAAUGCAGGUAUCCUGCGAGACAAGUCCUUCCAGUCAAUGUCCGAACAGGAGUGGGAUAUUGUAAUGGCUAUACAUCUACGGGCGACAUAUAAAUGUGCAAAGGCUGUUUGGCCCAUUUUCCACAAGCAACAAUAUGGUCGUAUUCUUACUACCUGCUCGCAGACUGGUAUCUAUGGAAACUUCGGUCAAACAAACUAUGCGACCGCAAAAGCCGGAAUCAUAGGUCUCACUAAGACCCUUGCCUUUGAGGGAAAGAAGUACAAUAUUCUCUCGAACGUGAUUGCACCAUCGGCGGGUACUGCGAUGACAUCAACAGUAUGGCCACAAGAAUGGGUCGACGCAUUCAAACCCGACUAUGUCGCGCCUGUUGUCGGAUACCUGACCAGCGCACAAAAUGAGGACAUUUCGGGCCUGUUAUUCGAGAUUAGCGGAGGUUGGGCAGCUCAGACCCGAUGGCAACGAUCUGCAGGUUAUGGAUUCCCGGUCAAGAAGUCACCCACACCGGAAGAGGCACUCGCCAAGUGGGAUAUCAUCACGAAGUUCGAUGAGCGCGCAACGUACCCGACCACCACAGGUGAGUCAAUGGCCCAGAUUGUGGGGAACUUCACAAACCUUGGAGAUGCGAAGGCGAAGUUAUAG